Talpa occidentalis (Iberian mole) is the source of this 916-nucleotide messenger RNA. RefSeq names its product IQ domain-containing protein F2-like. The coding region runs from base 91 to 594 and encodes 167 amino acids. The record is from RefSeq and is a predicted model, not a curated record. NCBI's taxonomy places the organism in Eukaryota, Metazoa, Chordata, Mammalia, Eulipotyphla, Talpidae. The transcript is spliced from 3 exons. Gene Ontology annotation, molecular function: calmodulin binding.
GUGACGGCAUUGCCUUUCAUGCUACCCGUGCCAGACCUUGGGAAGAGGGCUGGGGAGAGAUCAGGUUAAUGAAUCAUCCAGAAGGAAGCAAUGUCACUUCGAUUUUGUUAUCGCGGCAAUCUAGCUGUAAUAGUAUACGAAGAUAUAGAAGAAAUUGAAUUGAUCAGGAAAAUAAAGAGAGAGAAAACCAAGAAGAAGACGGUGAAGAAAGACUUACCAAAAACUAACCCAGAUGCGGUCGUGAAGAUCCAGGCCUGGUGGCGGGGCACCCUGGUGCGCCGGACAUUGCUGCACGCGGCCCUCAGGGCCUGGAUCAUCCAGUGCUGGUGGAGGCUGAUUCUGGACAGGCAGAGGCAGAAGAUGCGGAGGCAGGCCCUGAUUGCUUAUGCAAUCAGAGAAAGGGCCGUGGUCAAACUCCAGUCUUUGGUCCGCAUGUGGCGCAUCCACUGGCGAUACUGUCAGGUGCUUGAAGCCCUCUAUGUCAUCCAGUGCCACUGGCUAUGCCACAACUGCCAGACCUGUGCUCUCCUCCGGGGCCACUGUGUCGUCACAGCCACUCACCUACAGUUCCACAUUGAGGUCAUUAACCCCUAAGGCUUGGCAAGAAGGAGCGCCUUGUCUCCUGGCCUAGUAAAGGUCUAACCUGGUGUGGUGUGCCUCCUGGUCUCCCCUGGCAGUUGGAAAUGUGGGCAGCCCGGCCAUGCAGACUUUAUUCUCCCUGGGAAGGAACUUCAGAGACAUUUCCCCACUGUCCCAUGGACCCUGCUCUGGAUUGACAGUGACCAUGUGCUACCUACAUGUGUUGGCUUGUCAAAACAGAAACUGAGGUCAUAGGCUACCCUGAUACGAAGGACCAGAAGCCCCAGUGCUAAUCCAAACCCCAUUCCUUCUCAUCCGGGAUCUGAGAAGCAGGUGG